Molecule: messenger RNA, 849 nt
Organism: Sesamum indicum (sesame)
Lineage: Eukaryota; Viridiplantae; Streptophyta; Magnoliopsida; Lamiales; Pedaliaceae
Product: protein SHI RELATED SEQUENCE 3
Biological process (GO): positive regulation of DNA-templated transcription
Cellular component (GO): nucleus
Molecular function (GO): DNA binding; DNA-binding transcription factor activity
Source: RefSeq, a predicted model, not a curated record
AGAUGGAAAUCUAACACACACUGUAGAGGUAGUGCGUAUGGACGACAGAAUUAAGAAGAUCCUUUUCAGAAAUAUAACUCCAAAUACUUGUAGUACUUUGCAAAGCCCAAAAAGGCAGCAUAGUACACUUGAGCAGUGAGCCAUGAUAUGAACUCACCAAGAAGAAGAGCAAGAAGAAGAACAACAAGAAAAGUGAAGAGAUUGGAGGGAUAAACAGUAGUUCGUCAUCAAGCAGCAGGUGUCAAGACUGUGGAAAUCAAGCCAAGAGAGACUGUGAACACUUGAGGUGCAGAACCUGCUGCAAGAGCCGAGGGUUUGAGUGUCAAACCCACGUUAAAAGCACUUGGGUCCCGGUUUCCCGGCGGCGUCCCAGGCAGCAUAUAAUGCACCAGCACCACCAGAUUUCAGACACUGUGGAGGACCAGCACCAUGGAUCAAACCCUAAAAGAUUCAGAGAGCAGAAUCCAGCACUAUUAGGGUUAGAGGAAGGGGAUUUUCCAGGUGAAGUGAGCUUUCCGGCAGUGUUCCGAUGCGUUCGAGUGAGUUCAAUGGACAAUGUGGUGGAUCAGUAUGCGUAUCAGACAUCGGUGAGCAUCGGAGGUCACGUAUUUACAGGCAUUUUAUACGACCAGGGGCCUGAGGCGGAUGGGACCGGGAAUUAUGUGACUGGAGGGAGCUCUAGUUCUGCUGGUAUUGGCUUAUUUGAGCAGACUCACUUUGUCAAUAGUACUACUGCUACUGCAACUGGUACAACCUCCUCUCCAUAUCCUAGCCCUUUUUGUGCUUUUACCGCUACUAGUUCACAGUUCUUUCAUCAGUACCCCAAAUCUUGAAACAUAAUGUUUGGUA